Messenger RNA from Selaginella moellendorffii, 429 nucleotides. RefSeq lists its product as uncharacterized. The coding region runs from base 1 to 429 and encodes 142 amino acids. The record is from RefSeq and is a predicted model, not a curated record. The transcript has a single exon. NCBI's taxonomy places the organism in Eukaryota, Viridiplantae, Streptophyta, Lycopodiopsida, Selaginellales, Selaginellaceae.
AUGGCGGACGAGGAGGUCCAGCACGUUUUCGUCUACGGCAACCUCCGCCCCGAUGCUGGAGGCCCGCAACGCCUCCGACUAGGAAGCAGCAGCCGCGGCGAGGCGGCCUGGCUCCUCGGCGGUCGAUUGUUCUGUGUCAAUUCACGAGGAAGAGGAGCCUCUUCCAUCAGGCAAGCUGCGGUAAGCCUGGACGAGCCUGGAAAUGCCGUCAAAGGAUACGUAGUGUCUGCUAGCGACCCCAGUGAUCUCUCUAGCUUGCUCCACCACUGUGACAGCUCCGAGGAGCACCAAGGAUUCGACCGUGAUGUUGUGGAAGUCGUGACGGAAGCUGGAAAGCGAGUAGCUGCGUUUGUCUAUCACUGCCCCCAGGUGGAUCGUUCUAUGCCUGUCCAUGGUGGAGACUGGAUGAGCCAUCCCAGAAAUCUGUAA